Messenger RNA from Anguilla anguilla (European eel), 3451 nucleotides. Its product is annotated as mitogen-activated protein kinase 14A. Gene Ontology annotation, biological process: protein phosphorylation; intracellular signal transduction. Gene Ontology annotation, cellular component: cytoplasm; nucleus. NCBI's taxonomy places the organism in Eukaryota, Metazoa, Chordata, Actinopteri, Anguilliformes, Anguillidae. Gene Ontology annotation, molecular function: ATP binding; MAP kinase activity. Bases 301 to 1386 code for a protein of 361 amino acids. The record is from RefSeq and is a predicted model, not a curated record. The transcript is spliced from 12 exons.
GUUUUGGGAGCGCACUGCAGGAAGGGUCGUGCGCUGGGGAAACCCACGGUGAACGCAGCUCAUUCUCAGUAUACGGCUUCCAAUGACGGAUUCCUCUUUGUGCGCUAAGAUUAAAACUGCACACCGAUCCACGACAGAGCUGCAAAUUUAUAGCAGAUCCAGUUAUCGUAUCGACCAAGUCUGCUGUCGUCCUUAUUUCUGAUAUUGCCAUCGCAUAGCCAGCUACUUCCAUUGACAAAGGAGAAUAACUUGCUAACAACUUGUUUGCGUAUUUUUUGCGGGACUGGCUAUUCUGUUGGAAUGUCGCAGAAAGAGAGACCUACUUUCUACCGACAGGAGCUCAACAAAACGAUUUGGGAGGUCCCGGAACGCUACCAGAGCUUGUCUCCUGUCGGAUCUGGCGCUUACGGAUCCGUAUGCUCCUCUUUCGAUGUGAAGAUGGGCCUGAAGGUGGCGGUGAAGAAGCUGUCUCGCCCGUUCCAGUCCAUCAUCCACGCCAAGCGCACGUACCGCGAGUUGCGACUGCUCAAACACAUGAAGCACGAGAACGUGAUUGGUCUGCUGGAUGUCUUCACACCUGGAACAAGCCUGGAGGAGUUCAACGAUGUGUACCUGGUGACACACCUGAUGGGGGCCGACCUCAACAACAUUGUCAAGUGUCAGAAGCUCACCGAUGACCACGUGCAGUUCCUGAUCUAUCAGAUUCUGCGGGGGUUAAAGUACAUCCACUCUGCCGACAUCAUCCACAGAGACCUGAAGCCCAGUAACCUGGCUGUGAACGAAGACUGCGAGCUGAAGAUCCUGGACUUCGGGCUGGCGCGGCACACGGACGAGGAGAUGACGGGCUACGUGGCGACACGCUGGUACCGCGCCCCAGAGAUCAUGCUCAACUGGAUGCACUACAACAUGACAGUGGACAUCUGGUCUGUGGGCUGCAUCAUGGCCGAGCUACUGACCGGACGGACCCUGUUUCCCGGCACCGACCAUAUCGACCAGUUGAAGAGAAUAACUCUCCUCGUCGGGACCCCCGGGCCUGAGCUCAUGGAGAAAAUCUCUUCGGAGUCUGCCAGGAACUACAUUAACUCCCUGCCACAGAUGCCCAAAAGGAACUUUGCCGAUGUGUUCAUCGGGGCGAACCCUCUGGCGGUGGACCUGCUGGAGAAGAUGCUGGUUCUGGACACGGACAAGCGGAUCACCGCGUCGGAGGCUCUGGCCCACCCGUACUUCGCCCAGUACCACGACCCCGACGACGAGCCCGAGGCCGACCCAUACGACCAGAGCUUCGAGAGCCGCGAGCUGGAGAUCGAGGAGUGGAAACGACUGACCUAUGAGGAGGUGGUCAGCUUCGAGCCCCCGGUGUUUGACGGAGACGAGAUGGAGUCCUGAGGGGACCCCCCCUGCAACCCCCCCCACGGCGCUGAGGUCUCCUGCCUCUGGACCUUCUUGGACAAUGUUUAUACAAGUGCCUGCUGCCACACACUGCUGGGGGGUUCCCUGUGGCCUCAUGGGGUGCCCCCCCUCCUCCACUUUACAGCAGGGUGUUGUGGGUAAAACAACUUCGCUCCAGUCUCAAGACUGGCACAGGAACUUUAGCAAUGGAAAAGGAAAAAAAAUGUGUCUAUGUUCUGUGUUUUUACAGAUUCUUAAAAUUGCAGGCAGAAUGUUAUUGCUGGUCGUACAAUUUAUCUUAUUUUAUUGCUGGGGUAAAAUGUGUUUCAGUAUUCAACAGGAAAGACAAACAAUCAGGUCAGACAAUUCGAACAGUUUCUUCACUUGCUGGUAGUUCAAAAAAAAAAAUUGUUUUAUUAGUGACAUGAUACGGCUUUGACGUUUUCCUUCAUGGGAUUUCUCCAAAACUCUCAAAAUAAAUGUUGUUGCUUCUAGAGAGUUAUGGAGUUCUUAAGAGAACUUUGCUAAGUAGUCAAUAGACUGGGAGCUGUGUUUUAAAAUAAGUUGUUUUUAUACCUUAAAUGAAAAAAUGGCAUCUUAGGAGCCAGGAUAAUGGAGUUAAUUAGGCUUUUUUUUUUUACACUGACUGGCCUGUGCAGGUUAGCUGUACCACAAAACUGAACAAUCUCAGACACCAUUCUGGCUUUUCCAAGAGCCCAGGUUUUUCACACGAAAAGAUACACAUUCAUCCUGUAAAAUACCACAGCCAAUAGCAUCUUUAGCGAUGCUUAAUCGUUACCAGGCAACACUGGCAUGCCCACACAAGGACAGUUCCCAUGUUAGUAAAACUAGACCUUGCAUGGGGGGUUCACUAGAUUCAUCUAUAAUCCACAGUCUGCUGCAGUUUUGUGGCUUUUUAAACACUAGAACCACGAAAGCACAAGUUGUUGUACCCCAAACUCUUACAGUUACAUGUCGCUCUGUACCCCAAACACUCAAAUUGCGCUGUACUCCAAACACUCGUAUCGUGCUGUACCCCAAACCCUCUUCAGUUGCAUAUCACGCUGUACCCCAAAAUCUCUUCAGUUACAUGUCGCACUGUACGCCAAACACUCUCAAGUCAUGCUGUACCCCAAACGCUCAUAUCGCGCUGUACCCUAAAAUCUCUUCAGUUACAUGUCGUGCCGACCAACCGAAACGUAACUUGCGCUUCUUCUCCGUCGAUGUGCAGCAGGUGUUGUGUGGGACUGCCCCGUAAUGGCUGGGUGUUUAGUGUGAGGGGUGGGGGGUGGGGUGUAAAGGUAAUUUACGAAGUUUGAACUAGGAAAAAGGGAAAGUUGUUUUUUUUUUUUCUCCUGUGGUGGGAUUGGAAAGUGCUGUAAUUUAUAACUCCUGUAGGUGGCGGUAAAGGGCAAACUUGGCUCCCGCUUUGAGGAACUCCGGUUUUAGAGGUUUUACUGUAUCCGCGGAUGCGCGCCGAUUGCAGGCUCACAAAUCGGAAGUGCUACCUGAGCCACUGUCUCUUACUCCCAAAGAGCUGUCAAAAUGCUUCUCAGUCUCCAGCGAGGCAGUCAAAUCAGCAACUCCCAACAAGGAGCAUGUUUUAUGAAUAUUAAAGUGACUUCAGGAUGUACAUAAAUUAUCAGGUUUUUAUUGUUUUGUCCUCAUGACUGUGUGUUCAUGGUAUGAUAUAGUAUUACUUGAUUUCAUAAAAGCAAUAUCUGUAUCGAGCAUGACAUUCGGUGUGUGCAGGGAGUAUUCUGUCUGUGCAUGUUUACAGGAGUUUGAAGGGUAAUGUUGAAACCACACAUUGUUAUGUCAAUAAAAAUGUUUUUAAAAAAGGUAAUGGUAUUUAUAACUUGGUGCGGCAAAAAGAAAUAUUUAGUGAAUGUAGAAUGUUUGUUUUUUUUCCUUUAAGAUGUACACUUUCAUUAUUACAGGAGAGUCGGGCGUUAUUUUACGUACAUUACCUAUUCACAUUUUAACAGCUCGCAGGCGGAAGUACCCUGUAAAUACCACUGUGUAAAAAAAAUAAAAUAAUAAAAACAAUUAUUUUUCAAAA